Aspergillus piperis CBS 112811 is the source of this 1419-nucleotide messenger RNA. RefSeq lists its product as uncharacterized. Bases 1 to 1419 code for a protein of 472 amino acids. The transcript has a single exon. The record is from RefSeq and is a predicted model, not a curated record. NCBI's taxonomy places the organism in Eukaryota, Fungi, Ascomycota, Eurotiomycetes, Eurotiales, Aspergillaceae.
AUGGCUGAUCACGCCUACGUGGAGCACUUGACGCCGCUGGACCUGCCUAUGCCCAGGACCUACAUUCGGGUUCUCUUCGUUUUCCCAACGGCGAUUUCAACUCCCAAAACCACGCAGGAACUCCAGCGCGGCCUCGAGAAUAUUUCGAAUCAAGUGCCUUGGGUCGCCGGACAUGUCUUUCAUACUACUUCAACCAAUGGGAAAGCGUCUCUUGAAAUCCGAUACCAUGCAGACAAGAUACCGAUCCUAGAAGAUAAAGGCCAGAUAACGGCCUCAUACUCCAAUCUCUCUUCGCAAGAUAUGCCCAUGAAAGCCAUCCCAUCUGACGUGUGGCCAACACUCCCAGACCUGUUCGGUAACAUCCCUUCAGAGACAGGGGACCCAGUUCUCGCUGCCAGCGUCUUCCGCUUCGCAGAUCAUGGGGCCGGAUUAUGCAUCUGCUUGCAUCACACUGCUGUCGAUGUAACUGGAUUCGCUGAAGUUGUUCGACUAUGGGCUAGAAAUGUUAUCCAACCAGACCAGACAGAUUCCUCUUGCUUGCCACAAGGAAGUGGUGGUAGGCUCAUGCGGCUUUCCGAAGCUCUCGCACCUGAUCUGCAGGAAAUCUCAUCGCUUUCAUCGGAUCGUCUCCUCGCACUACACCCGGAACACUCUACACAACCACCCGUCCUACCGGAUACGUUUCCGCCAUGCAUGUCCAAACCAUUUAAGGUCCCGCUUCACUGGAUCAAUGUGCUCAAAGAACUCCUUCAGAAAUACACACGGCGUCGAUUGACCACCAACGUUAUCCUCUGCGCGCUCAUAUGGACAUCAGUCACUCGUGUGCGAGCCCAACGCAAUCCCGCUCUCAAAGUUCAAACAAGUCGCUUAGUGACAGCUGUUAACUGCCGAUCGCGUAUCACUGGAAAUUUGAAGUCUGUGCCUGGGGAUCAGCAGUACUUGGGUAACGUUGUGCUCUACGCCAUGGCAAGCUUCCCAGCUGCUAACCUCGCCACGGCCGAUGAGGAUCCAAUACGCUCGCUGGCAACGAUAUGCGACUGUAUCUCAAAUUCGCAGUCGUCCUCAACGAUAAACUCGCGCCAUAUUGCUGAAACCUACCGGCUUGUGGAUUCCAUGGAAGAUUAUAGGUCUCUUUAUGCAGGUUGGGACUUGUUCGGGUCUCGUGAUUUUACCAUUACAAGUUGGGCAGAUUUGGAUCUUCAUAAUUUGGAUUUUGGGCCUCUGCUUGGAAAGCCGGAGUUUGUUAGACUGCCCUAUAUGGAGGCGGAUGGUGUAGCUAUUAUUCUACCCCGUCGGAGGUCGGGCCCUGAUGAAAUUCUCCAAGUGAUGGUUAUGCUGCGGUGUGAUGAUAUGGAGUCCUUGGAAGGAGAUGGUAUGUGGCAGACGCUAGUUGGUAGUAGUAGGAGUUUCGAUGCUUGA